CCUAAGUUACCUAAAGAGAUCAAGUGGUGUAUCGGGGAGGUGAUUUGCGGUUGUUUCUCACCAGAUUCUGCUUCGAUCGAUUUGUCAUUUCAAGUCACACACCUGCGAAUUCCACCUAUUUCGUCUCAUGUCUUCCCGCAAAUUACCGAGUCAAAGGUUGACCGGCAACCUAUCGUGGUCUCCGCCGAUAGGUCCACAGUUCACUGAGAAUACUCGUCAGAACUAUGAACGGUUCAUGGCAGAACGGCAGCGGCAUUACGAUAGCAGUACCCCGAGCUACUCCGUACCCGACUUCCCAAGGAUUACGCAAGAUCCACGCAGUCAACACACCCGUCGUGAACCACCAGUUGAUAAUGAGGAAUCAGAUGUAGCUAUUCUUGCCGAUGUAAAUGAUUUGCUAUGUGCUCCAGGACGCACAAACAUCCCAGUCCUAUGUCCAGACCGUGAAGGAACAGCUACAUGGGUUUAGACAUGACUCCACUGGUAAGAUUACGAAGCAGAUCCUUAAAAUGCUGAAAUCUGAUCUCCCUAAGCCUUAUCCAACUUAUCGGUCUCUCCCACCAGAAAUUAAAAACCGAUGGUUCAGAGCUUUUGCGCAAGAGUUCAACUGGGAUCCAAGCAUUACAGAGUAUGUUCGCACAAACUACAAUAAGCAAGCAAAAGCAUCUUUUAAAGCUAAUGUCCGUGAUUGGAAGAAAACAUGGACAAAUAAAGGACCUGACAACUUACCUGAUUGGAUGAAGGCGAAGAAAAAUCUAUUUGAUGAUUACAUCAAGAUGCGGAGCGGAGCCUAAUAUGAUUUAUUUCAUGAAACAAACACACUUAGACAAGAAGACCCGAACCAUUAGUGAUAUGAAGACCAAACAGUAUCUGGAUAAGGCUUCUAGUCAAGUGGAGCUCAUACAAUCCCAACGCCAACCUGAUGGUGAUCCUUCGGCUCAGCCAGACCCUCUUACAACAGAGGAGAUUAACUCUAUUAUGCGUAAAGUUGUUCCAAAGGUUAGAGGUAAACGUUAUGGCUUUGGUAACCUUUUCGAUGAUGGAUGCCCAUCUUCUUCUUCAGCUCCAUGUCAGAUUCCUAAACUACAAGAGGAGAUUCAAACAUUGAAGGCUCGUGAACAAGAGAAGGACGCUCAGAUCAAGUUUCUCAUGGAAUGCAACAAGCUCCUCCUAGGGCGGUUUCCUGAUCUACGUCCACCUGACUACCCGGUGACACCAGCAACAGUGGAAGACGAUGACGAGACACAACCUUGAUCAGUUUCAUAAUAUCUUGUAAAAAGUACGUUUAUUGUAUUUGGAUUGUUUUUCUGAGUAAUGAAGUAUUAUGUAUUGGACGAUUGCAUGUGUCUAGUUUAAAUUUAUAAAAAUGCAAACUAAUUGGA
Messenger RNA from Camelina sativa (false flax), 1382 nucleotides. RefSeq lists its product as uncharacterized. The record is from RefSeq and is a predicted model, not a curated record. NCBI's taxonomy places the organism in Eukaryota, Viridiplantae, Streptophyta, Magnoliopsida, Brassicales, Brassicaceae.